CAAGGACUCUGGAUGGAAGGGCUAUCCAACGUUAAGUGAAGUCGAGGGUUGAAGCAUACACAUUGACGAAUGGUCGAGGUGAAAUGAUAUACAGCGAUUUCACUAAGCAGUCAGCGUCACAUCUUUAUGUUAGAAUCUAUUUCUUUCAUACAAGAUUGACAAGCGCUGCCGUGACUUGAUUACAACACUCGCGCUCAUUCUCUUCAGCAAGAACGUUAGCGUCAAUAUUUCCUCUUUGGCAGAGUCUAUACCCCGAUAUACGUGCCCAGCCAAAGGAUACGAUGUCUUCCCAUCCCUCAGAAAACAUCCCUCUCGCCCUCUCCACAAACUGGUUUCUCGCAACCCCACCUACGUUCCCUUACCCAGAGCUUCGCGCGCACGCGCCCAUCUCGUCUGCUACAUACACCUGGGAAUACAUCGAGCGCAUUGACCCCGACCCGUCCAACUUGACCACACACCCAGGAGUCCUUAGCCAAGACUGGACCGUAAUCGGGGCAGUGCAAUGGGAACUGGACAUGAGCAUAACCAAAAUUCGCGUGCAAUGGAACACAUCCGACAUCACCAACACCCUUCGCUCCGACAUCAAGCACCUCCCUUCCUCGGCGCACGGACCCAGGGGCAACACCCGGGAACUUACCCGGGAGCAAUUACUCCUCGCCUCUCAAUGGUACGCGCCACACAUCCUCUCCUUCGCGCGCUCUCGUCUCGGCACCACCGUGGCGGACGGGGAAUGCUGGUCGCUCGCGUCGGCGGCCCUACAGCACACUCGGGGCGCGGCUGUGAGGGAAGGGCACGAACCACCGCAGCCCAGCACGGGCCGGGUGCACGGGCAGUUGGUUCUGGACUGGGACGUGUCGUCGCUAGUUCCGGCAGCGGGAAUCCUGCAGGCGGCGGACGUGCGGGCAGGAGACGUCCUGGAGCUCAGCGAUGCGCAUUUUCGACAUAUUAGGGUGCUGUUGGGCGGGCUAGCGAGUGGGGAGGAGAAUGUUCAGGUUGGUGAGCAUACGGCGAUUGUGGAUGCGGUGGAGGGGGAGAAAGUGAGUGUGGUUGAGCAGAAUGCCAGGGUGGAGAGAGAGGUGAGUGUAGGCGCGUAUGAUCUUGGAGAGAUGGUGAAGGGGAGGGUGAGGGUGUUUAGACCAGUGGGAGGGAACGGGACGGAGAAGAUGAGCUUGAACGGGCUAUUGCUAGCCACGGACCAUUUCGUGUUCAAACUCCCCCCCGGCCUGGGUGUCGUUUACUCCGGCGAUUGGCAUGCAGCCAACCCCCGCGAAACCCCAGAUCCCGAGUUCCAAAAACCCCCCCCACAUACCACCCUUUGA
Molecule: messenger RNA, 1319 nt
Organism: Coccidioides posadasii C735 delta SOWgp
Lineage: Eukaryota; Fungi; Ascomycota; Eurotiomycetes; Onygenales; Onygenaceae
Source: RefSeq, a predicted model, not a curated record